This is a messenger RNA of Bipolaris maydis ATCC 48331, 1855 nucleotides long. Its product is annotated as FAS1 domain-containing protein. Gene Ontology annotation, biological process: macroautophagy. The record is from RefSeq and is a predicted model, not a curated record. NCBI's taxonomy places the organism in Eukaryota, Fungi, Ascomycota, Dothideomycetes, Pleosporales, Pleosporaceae. Gene Ontology annotation, cellular component: fungal-type vacuole membrane.
GUCCAACAUCUCAUCUUCAACUCAAGCAUUCCCCGUCACUUGCUGCUCUUCCUUUCAGCGCGUCCUUUGUCAUAGCCUUCAACUCUAGAUUGCUUGAUUUCGUCCGACUUGUGGGGUUGGCACCACCAACCAGUCGGCCGACUAUCUCGGCGCCAUUGCUACGCAGUGGUGUUGUAAUCGACUUGUCGUGCUCUUUAGCUCCUUUGCGGCACUACUUGUAACCCUCCAUCUGUCUGCCCCUCCUGCCUGUCAUCUGAAUUACCCUUCAGUUACCAGGCCAACAUGCGCUUCUCACGAGUUGUGUCCCUUUUGCCCUUGGCAACCGCUUUUGUCAUUACCGAACCCGAAGUCUUCUCCAAGAUCGAAAAGUCGGGACGGCGGCUUGUUGACAAUACCCAGACUGUCCUUGAUGAUGCACUCAGCAAGGUCAAGGAUGAAGCACAGCAUGCAUAUAGCAAAUUCCACGAUAUUGGCUAUGAUGUCGAGGCAUGGCUAGAGGACGAGGAUUUUGACGACAGCGUCAUCGACCUUGAUCACCCCCGUGGUCCUCACCAUGGCAAACCUCACCAUCCCCCACACCACGAUAAGCCGCACCACCCACCGCACCACGAGAAGCCAAACCGGACCGUUUACGAGCUCAUCAACGAGAGCAAGUACACUACAAAGCUGGCUGAGCUGAUCAAUCAGUUUGAUGAUGUCGUCGAGUUGUUGAAUGGCACUGCAGCCAACUAUACCAUUUUUGCCCCGACGGAUGCGGCCUUUGAGAAGAUUCCCAAGCACCACCCACAACCAUCAAAGGAGUUCUUAAAGGAAGUUCUCUUGUACCAUGUCACUGACAGCUUCUACCCUGCUGGUCGCGUUCUCCACAGCUUCACCAUCCCUACUCUGUACACAACCAGCAAGAAUCUCGGUCACGCUCAGCGUCUAACUCCCCGAGUCACAUUCAAGGGCCCCACAAUCAACUACUACAGCCGCCUUGUAGCUGUAAACAUCUUUGGAACCAACGGUGUUGUUCACGGCGUUGACCACAUUCUUGUGCCCCCUCCCAAUGUUGCCACCAUCCUCGAUCUGCUCCCUGGCGCCUUCAGCACGCUGGAGCUUGCUCUCACCAAGACUGGUAUAUAUGACUGGCUCAACACGACCGAGUACAAGCACAACGGUGGUACCUUUUUCGCCCCAAACAACUACGCUUUCAAGAAGCUCGGCCCUCGAGCCAAUGCCUUCCUUUUCUCAAAGUACGGCGAGAAGUAUCUCAAGGCUCUCCUAGAGUACCACUUGGUCAAUGAUCAGACCCUUUACACGGAUGCCUUUUUCGAUGGAUCUGACGAUGGCGACGACGAUGAUGACGAGUCUACUAAAGACCGCCCAGAUUACUACCACUACGACCUCCCAACCGUGCUGGAUGACAAGUACCUCGCCGUCGACGUCACGCGCUAUGGACCCUUUGCCGAGAUCCGAAUCAAUGGUUUCUCGCGCGUCACUAUCCACGAUGGUAUUGCGAGUGACGGUGUCAUCCAGGUGGUUUCUGAUGUUCUCAUCCCACCCAAGACCGCUGGUGGCGAGGAAGUCUUCUGGAAGGGCGAUGAGAUUGAUGUCGAAGAUCUCAAGGAGCGUCUUGAGCCUUUUAUUGACAAUAUUGAGUUGUAGAGUUGCACACACACACACACCACCACCACCACCACCACCACCACCACACAUCUCGUGUUGAAGUGAGGAACGGAUCAUGUAGCCACGGUGGCAUUGGACGAUCUUUACACACAUUUUCACUUUUACGUAGUCUUGUCUUCAGAUUGAAGCAGGCACCUCACAAUAGAACGUGUAUGAUCUUAUGUGGCUCAAUGAACAAUAACAUUCU